Molecule: messenger RNA, 486 nt
Organism: Venustampulla echinocandica
Lineage: Eukaryota; Fungi; Ascomycota; Leotiomycetes; Helotiales; Pleuroascaceae
Product: putative subunit common to RNA polymerases I
Exons: 4
Coding region: 1-486 (161 amino acids)
Biological process (GO): DNA-templated transcription
Cellular component (GO): nucleus; RNA polymerase II, core complex; RNA polymerase III complex
Molecular function (GO): DNA-directed RNA polymerase activity; DNA binding
Source: RefSeq, a predicted model, not a curated record
AUGUCUGACGACGAAGGAGGAUAUGAAGCUGGGGAUGGCGGCGGCACCCCACCCUACGCUUACGAUGACGAGCCCGACUACGAUCCAGAUGAGCCAAUGGAUCCAGUGGAGCCUGAAGAAGGGAACAAUGACCUUGAUGACCCCGCUGGCGUAGCUCAAGAUGUAGUAGAGGUGGUUGAGUCGGGAGACCCAUCAGCUGCAGCAAAUAGAAUCAAAGGCGGAAAGGCACCAAAAGACAAGAAAAUCCCUUCUGAUCAACGGACCACUACACCAUACAUGACCAAGUAUGAAAGGGCGAGAAUCCUGGGCACAAGAGCGCUGCAGAUUAGCAUGAACGCGCCAGUCCUAGUUGAUCUUGAAGGAGAGACGGAUCCGCUCCAAAUCGCGAUCAAAGAACUGAGGGAAAAGAAGAUACCCCUUAUUGUCAGGCGGUACCUGCCUGAUGGCUACUAUGAGGAUUGGACUUGCGAAGAGCUGUUGCAGUAA